This is a messenger RNA of Charadrius vociferus (killdeer), 720 nucleotides long. Its product is annotated as chromosome unknown open reading frame, human C3orf52. Bases 1 to 720 code for a protein of 239 amino acids. The transcript is spliced from 5 exons. Lineage: Eukaryota; Metazoa; Chordata; Aves; Charadriiformes; Charadriidae. The record is from RefSeq and is a predicted model, not a curated record.
AUGAGUUGCCUCCCUGCUUGCUUCGGAGUCAGAGGUCCUCGUGCAGAUACAGCAGCUAUGAAAAGACAAAACUCUAGUCAGGAGCAUGAGGUUAUUGAGCUACAAGAAGAUAAUGACAUGGAGGAAAAUGACGCUGAUCAUGGCAAUCCUUUAAAUGCUCGAACACGAAAGGUGCAAGAUCACUGGAAAUCAUGCGGGAAUAUAGUUUUCUGGAAGUGUAAACUAUGGAUGGUUAUAACUACAAUUUUUCUAGUAUUCUUCCUGGUCAUUCUCAUCAGCCUAAUUCUUUAUUCUAACGUUUACACAGAUGAAGAUGACUAUUGGGAUUCUGAUGCACUACUAAAUAGUGGAAUUUAUCGCAAUUUUUCGGGAACAUUGGAGUUAAUGUGUGGUCUCCCACAGCUUUUCGCUGAAGACAUUACUAAGAGGUUAACAGAUGUCUACAGUUCAUCUCCAGCUCUGGGACGCUACUUUAGAUCAGCUCAAGUGGUAUAUUUCAGUAAUGAAAGCUCCAUUGUAUCUUAUCAGCUAGAGUUUUCUGUACCACCAUCAACAGAAGGGUUUAUGGAAAACACAAUGAACCCAGAUUUUAUAAGGAAUGUUCUACGACAAAAUAUUUAUGAUGAAGAUGAUGCUUUUAAUCCUGGGACAUCUGAAUGUAACAGGUUAAAGCUUGACCCAACUUCUCUCACAUUAACAUGUAAGUACUGUACAUUCUAG